Messenger RNA from Prorocentrum cordatum, 780 nucleotides. The record is from the annotation of a GenBank genome assembly. Lineage: Eukaryota; Dinophyceae; Prorocentrales; Prorocentraceae.
AUGGUAGAGGUGGUGAUCCCCGAUGGAGAGCGAGAUCAAGUCGGGGUUGGAGUCGGGACGGAGCUGGCAAAGUCGAAGUACGCAGAGGACGUUUUCGACAGCGGGCACUCCAGCGUGUGGGGCUCCUGGUUCGAGCCGGCCACGGGGCGCUGGGGCUACGCCUGCUGCAGGAGCACGGCCCGCCCGGGGCCCCCCUGCUGCGCGGGCGGCGGCGCCCCGCGGGCCGGCCGGGAGGCCGGCGACGGCGCCGGCGCCCCGCAGAGGGCGGCGGAGCAGGCCAUCCUCGCCUGGGUCCGCAGCCGGCUCUUGGAGUGGCGCGCCCGGCUGAGCGCGGGGGACGCCCGGCUGCUGGCGGAGCCCGCGUUCGGGGUCCCCGCCAAGCUCGCCGAGGUGGAACUGAAGGUCGAGCCCCUUGUGCGGCGGCUGGGCGGGCUGAGCUCCCCCCUGGACGCGCAGGUUCUCCACAUGCUGAAGCGGAUGGUGGACUUGGCCCAGCAGGGUGACUAUUUAGCCGCCAAUCAAGUCUACAUGGACGGCACCAUCGGCCACACGCAGUGGCAUGACGGCUUUCAAAAAGCUAUGCCUGCGGGAGGCGGCAAGGCCAACAAGGUUGGCCGGGCGAAGUUCGACGCCCGCAACGCGUUGAGCGACGGCCAGCAGUACGACUACCUGCUGUCGUUCAAGCGCCUGGUGGCCCUUUCCGAGCUUCUGCAGCUGCAUGCGGCCCCAGAAAAAGAAAGCGGCGCGCCGCGGUUGGUCAGCAGGGGUCGGCCGAGGUAG